This is a messenger RNA of Cryptotermes secundus, 2540 nucleotides long. RefSeq lists its product as uncharacterized. Gene Ontology annotation, cellular component: nucleus; site of double-strand break. NCBI's taxonomy places the organism in Eukaryota, Metazoa, Arthropoda, Insecta, Blattodea, Kalotermitidae. Gene Ontology annotation, biological process: double-strand break repair. The record is from RefSeq and is a predicted model, not a curated record. The coding region runs from base 9 to 2192 and encodes 727 amino acids. The transcript has 8 exons. Gene Ontology annotation, molecular function: nucleosome binding; ubiquitin-protein transferase activity.
CGCUGAAAAUGGCGACGUGUUUGAACGAAGGAACAACAAAUAUGUAUAACAAUAUCACUGUGGUAGACGUAAUGUGCCCUGUGUGCAGAGGAAUUUUCAUUGAACCUGUAGUAAUGCCCUGCCAUCACGUCCUGUGUCUACAGUGUUUUCAACGUACCAUGGAAGAAACGAGUUUGACCUGUCCUAUGUGUAGAAAACGAAUAGGUAGUUGGUUAAGGACAGCUACGAAAGAUCAGAACUUAGUAAAUAAAGAGUUAUGGGCCAUCAUUCAAAAGCGAUUUCCGGAGCAACUUCAAGCAAAAUUGAGUGGAAAUGACGAUGGGAUCGAAGAACAUGUUGUUGGUCGAGUAUCAACUCAAAUCAGUCUACCAGGCGACAUACGUAGAGAAUAUGAAAUACAUAUUCACAAGUUGGAAGAAGAAUCGCGAAAGAAAUUGGAAGCGGAACGUCGGGCAAGCGAAGAGCUUAUAUGUAAAAUAAUGGAGGAAGAGGAGAGGAAUUACCUUGCUGCACGGCAGCAGCUGUUGGAUCAGGCAGCAGCUGAUGAACAGAUUGCGAGAGAUCUUCAGAAAGAGUCAUUGCAGAGCACUGGUGAUAGUGGUUUGACUGUCAAGAAGGAGAUUGGUGGUCUCCAUGUUCGAAUGGAUAACAAAGAGAACAACAGUCAAGCACAAGGCACUAUAGGGACCCAAAUAAAGGGACCCAUGGAUUCGUACAUAAUUCCACAGCAGAAGAAGUCAACUGUCUCAAGUGGCAAAUUUCCGACUGCAUCUGACAGUAGCUUCAGCGUUAAGUUUAUUAGCAGUAAACUUAAAACUGGACCAGAGCUGGAGAGAGUCCGUUGCACAAGCAACAUGAGUACGGGCAGCCAUGAUAGCAUUAAUCAGGAAAUGCAUCAUUUCAAGCCUAUUAAGAGUGUACCCCGGACUCCACCCAAAAAACUAUCCGAUGGUAGAGUAUUUGUUCCAAUGGUAAUUAAAGCAGUUCCAGUGAAUUUAAAUCCGUUAUAUGAGUCACUUAAUGAAUCCAGUCCAACAGAGCCAUUAAUCAGCGCAUCGUGUAGACAGCAGCUAAUGAAGAUGCAGAUGGAACAGAUGAGAAGUUUGAAGGGUGUGUUAAGAACUUCGGAAAUGAAUCCACCAAUUUCAGCAUUUACAGGGGGAGCAUCCUGCUGGCAGAAGAAAGAGGCCUUCAAACCUGGGAGUGACAGCAGUAAGAAAGAACACACUACAGAAGGUAUAGAAUCACCUAGGAAGAAAGUAUGCCAAGGUGUUACUAUGGAUGGGCAGAAGUCAAAUUUUACACUGGCAGGACUGAGUUCUUAUAGCAAUGAAGAAUGCAGGGGGAAGAAAGUAAUAGCAAUUGUACACAACCAAGCUGAUGCAUUGGUGGAAGUGGAAGGAAAGAUUGGUGGUCAUGACAGGAGGUUUGGUGGUUCUGAAGAGGAAGAUAAUUGUGCUUUUAGUUUGGUGGACAAGGUGACAGAUAGGGAUGAAUCAGAUGAUGAACUAACCUAUCAUGAUCCAGAAGGGACAGGAGUGCUCCGUGUAGAGCCAGAAUAUUACAAUCAGUCUUCAGCAAGGAUAAGGUAUCCAAAUAAAGCAAUAGAACAUGAGACUUCCUCUUUAGAAAUUAAUUUAAAAGUGAAUCAACUUAACAUAAAUCCAAGUGAAAGAACCCCUGCCAAACACUGCAGAAAUACUCAUCAUACUCAGCGAAAUAACAUAAAGCAGGUUCACAAUAACAAUAAUAACAAUGAAGUUAAAACUGCCAUUGAGCCAAAUAUACAUGGAGAAACUCCUGCUUCAGCUGUUUCUGAAAAGAAGGAAGAUAAUAUUGCAGAAAAAUUCAAAGACAGCUUGGGUGAUGAUAUUCCUUUUGUAGGUGAAGGUGCAUCUCUGAUGCUAUCCAAGGAGCAAGCCCGAAUUGAAAUGCUGAUCAGACAGGAGCAAGCAGACUUGGAGCUGGCACUGAGGUUACAGCAUGAAUGGGAUGCUGCUGACAGAAGAGUUGACAGAAGUAAAGGAUCGCUCCGAGCAUAUGAACUGAGGAACAGUAGUAAACCCCGAACAACAAAGAGGAAGGCUGCAGCUAAGAGGGAAGGGAGAGGUCGACAAAGCACAUUAGAGGAAUCCUUUACUGGGACCCUGCGUUCUACAAGAAAACGACAAGGACAUUGCCACAAUUCCUAAAGCUCUGGUUUCUCAAUGUCUGUUACUAUUAUAACAGGUCUUAUCCUUUGUACCAUCUUUUAACAUUCCCCAAAGUGCCCCCACCAACUGUCCAUGCUAGAACUGUAAUAUGCAGCAGAGUGUAUUGACCUUAAAAGAAUAGUGUAUAAUGAAAAACAAUAGACUUUUAUAGUGUAAAAAUUAGUGUUUUAUAAAGCUACAUGGAUCUUUUAGGGUAAUCAAAAUAUGGCCAUGAGGAGUUUUGUCAAUUUGGAUAAGAAAACUGAUAUUGUUUGUAAUCUUCCAGAGACUGUGAUAUAUGGAUUUACUAGUUUGUAAGUGUUAAAGAUUACAUCUUAUGAAUAGACA